Trifolium pratense (red clover) is the source of this 1371-nucleotide messenger RNA. RefSeq names its product probable O-methyltransferase 3. Bases 60 to 1124 code for a protein of 354 amino acids. The transcript has 2 exons. Gene Ontology annotation, molecular function: O-methyltransferase activity; protein dimerization activity; S-adenosylmethionine-dependent methyltransferase activity. Gene Ontology annotation, biological process: methylation. NCBI's taxonomy places the organism in Eukaryota, Viridiplantae, Streptophyta, Magnoliopsida, Fabales, Fabaceae. The record is from RefSeq and is a predicted model, not a curated record.
AAAGGGAAUUUCAUACUUUAAGCCUUUGCUCAUACUUCUUUAAAAAAAUUACUAAGAGAAUGGAAUCCUAUAGUUCUUCCAAUUUGCUCAAAGCUCAAAGCCACAUAUGGAAUCAUAUUUGCAACUUCAUAAAUUCCAUGUCACUAAAAUGUGUUGUUGAUUUAGGCAUACCAGAUAUCAUACACAAUUAUGGAAAACCCAUGCCACUCUCAAAACUCACUUCUUCACUACCAAUCCACCCUUCGAAAAAACCAUGCAUCCCUCGCUUGAUGCGAGUCAUGACUCAGGCUGGCUUUUUCGUUGAACAUAAUGUUAACGAUAAUGAGUUAGAAAUUGAGUAUAUGCUUACCGAUGAAUCUAUACUAUUGCUUAAGGAUCACCCAAUGAGUGUGACGCCCUUUUUGCAAGCAGUACUCCAUCCAAUUUUGGCGAACCCGUGGCAUGAAUUGUCAACUUGGUUAAAAACCGAUGAUCCUACGACAUUUGAAACUGCACAUGGAAUGUUGAUAUGGGAUUAUGCGGCGCGUGAGCCUGCCUUUAACAACUUAUUCAAUGAUGCAAUGGCGAGUGAUGCUCGAUUGGUCACUAGUGUGGUGAUUGAGAAAUGCACCGGAGUGUUCAACGGUUUGGAGUCAUUGGUUGAUGUUGGAGGAGGCACCGGGACCAUGGCAAAGGCGCUUGCUAAAUCAUUCCCAAAAAUGGAGUGCACUGUAUUUGAUCUCCCACAUGUUGUUGAUGGCUUGCAAGGAAGUGAUAACUUAAACUACGUUGGUGGAGAUAUGUUUAAGAAAAUUCCUCCGGCUGAUGCCAUUUUGUUGAAGUGGAUAUUACAUGAUUGGAAUGACGAAGAAUGUGUAGAGAUAUUAAAAAAGUGUAAGGAUGCAAUCGCGAACAAAGGUAAAAAAGCGAAGGUGAUUAUCAUAGAUAUGGUGGUCGACAAAGAGAAGGGAAAUGGUGAAUCGGUUGAAACACAACUCUUCUUUGAUAUGCUCAUGAUGGUGUUGGCCUCCGGAAAAGAAAGAACCAAGAAAGAAUGGAUUAAGUUGAUUUCUUCAGCUGGUUUCAGUGACUAUAAGAUCACUCCAAUUUUAGGACUAAGAUCACUCAUUGAAAUUUAUCCUUAAUAAAAUCUACCUAAGUCUUAUAAUUCUCAGUUGAGAAGUGAAUAAGAAUGGAUUGACACUACUAUCAUUCAUAUGUGUGAUUGUAAUUUAUAAUUUUGUGAAACAUUGGAAUAAAGUGAUUUGAUUUGGACUCUUUCAUUAUGUGUAUUUGUUGGAAAAAUCAUGCAAGGGAAAAUAAUUCAAAAACAUGUUUAAUUGUUAUUGACUUCAAUUGCCUAUAUAUUUUCAGUAUUUGGUGACUUAAAUU